Arabidopsis arenosa is the source of this 888-nucleotide messenger RNA. The record is from the annotation of a GenBank genome assembly. NCBI's taxonomy places the organism in Eukaryota, Viridiplantae, Streptophyta, Magnoliopsida, Brassicales, Brassicaceae.
UUGGAGCUGUUGUUAUUCAACAUUUCGAAACGCAUUUGGUCAAAAAAGUUGAGCUCGCACUAGGGGAGGAACAGUUUAAUCUAAUUAAAGCCUCUUUCCUUGGUCCUAUUAUUGAACUAGCAAAAAGAAGUGGAGUUAAUUUUUCAGGGAAGAUUUUCCACUUCUUGAUGCAGCGAAGGUUGCUUUUAAAGGAGAAGAAUCUCUGGUUCACAUUUGACUCCCAGCCAAUGCGAUUCUCAGAAAGAGAAUUCUUGCUUACCACAGGUGUUCAGUGUGACCUGAUUGAUAGUGAAAUGCUUCGAAAAGGCAAAGCUCCAUCAAAAGCUCCAUAUUUCUGGACUCAGAAAGAGCAUUUUACGCUGGAACAACUCCAAAAACGUUUGUUUGAACCAAAUCAGCUGCAUCCGCUGGAUGCUGAAGAGAAACUGAGUCUAAAGAAGGAACAUUCAGAUCGAAAACUAAGUGACAUAGAACAGAAGGAAAUUGAUGAUAGGGUCAAACUCUGGGCUAAAAACAAGAACUUCAUUUUUAUGAUAUCAUCACUUCACCAGAUUAUUUGGUCCAAUAGUUCAUGGGAGACUGUUCAUCACUUCAAUUUGGUAAACAAUGACAAUGAGAUAGGUUUAGCAAAACGUAAAGCACUGCUUGCUUUACAUCCAGACAAACAACAUGGAGCUAGCGCCGAACAGAAGUAUCUGGCAACAAGACUUUUCAGCGUAAUAAAGCAUGAAUGGGAUAUCUACAUCAAGAAAAAGCAAGUGUGAAAGAAUGUAGUUAACAUAAGUUCCUUUCUUAUUGUAGUUAUCUUUUUAAACCAGUAUGUUAUUUUGUAAAACAGUGAUAACGAAUGUGUUUAUGGAACAGUUUAUUAGAUGAAGAAUAUUGUUA